UGCAGAAUAUAAAAUCUCUCUCCUUUUCUCUAUUUCCCCUUCCUCGCUUCAUUUCUGGGAAUCUCUGUUUAUUGGAAAUCUCUCCCUGAAUUCAUUGUAGGUAGUUUGGGAUUUGUAGUAUUGGCUUAAAAUGUCUUCCCCGAGUAAGAGGAGAGAAAUGGAUGUAAUGAAGUUGAUGAUGAGUGAUUAUAAUGUGGAAACAAUUAAUGAUGGGCUCAAUGAAUUCAACGUCAAGUUUCAUGGUCCCAAAGAGAGUCUCUAUGAAGGUGGAGUUUGGAAAAUUCGGGUUGAGCUUCCAGAUGCUUAUCCAUUCAAAUCUCCUUCUAUUGGAUUUGUGAACAAGAUAUUCCAUCCGAAUGUUGAUGAACUGUCCGGUUCUGUAUGCUUGGAUGUAAUUAAUCAAUCAUGGAGUCCAAUGUUUGAUCUAUUAAAUAUUUUCGAAGUUUUCCUUCCACAACUCUUGCUUUAUCCAAACCCUUCAGACCCCCUAAAUGGGGAUGCAGCAUCUUUGAUGAUGAAGGAUCGAAAGCAAUAUGAUCAAAAAGUAAAAGAGUACUGUGAGCGAUACGCAAAGAAGGAAGACACGACGAAAUCCAUAGGUGACAACCAGACUGAUGACGACAUCACUGAUGAAGAAACCGGAUCUAGUGAUGAUGAAAUUGCUGGACAUGCAGAUCCAUAGCUUACCUUGGAUGGCUACUAUGAAUUGAACAUUCAGUGAAAGCGAUGAUGAACCCCUUUGUCGUUCUCCUAGUCAUAGAUAAAAAUAGAAAGUGGUAAGUAAAGUUAGUGAUUUCCAACAUGCUAGGACCCAAAAGGAAAAAUGGCAAUAACUAUUGAUACAUUAAAAAUCAAAUAUUCUUAUCAAACACCAGCUUGUAUCUUCUUUUCCCAUAGAUCCUGUACUAAGGGAAUACAUUGUCUUGUAUUUGUAUAUGUAUAUGUUUGGUAUUCGAUGACAUUUGUUUUAACGUUAUGCUGAAAUAAACAUUUGUUCAUUGAA
Hibiscus syriacus is the source of this 1003-nucleotide messenger RNA. RefSeq names its product ubiquitin-conjugating enzyme E2-23 kDa-like. Gene Ontology annotation, cellular component: nucleus. NCBI's taxonomy places the organism in Eukaryota, Viridiplantae, Streptophyta, Magnoliopsida, Malvales, Malvaceae. Gene Ontology annotation, biological process: protein polyubiquitination; ubiquitin-dependent protein catabolic process. Gene Ontology annotation, molecular function: ubiquitin conjugating enzyme activity. The record is from RefSeq and is a predicted model, not a curated record. The transcript has 7 exons. Bases 131 to 682 code for a protein of 183 amino acids.